Pantherophis guttatus is the source of this 4156-nucleotide messenger RNA. RefSeq names its product transmembrane protein 150C (gene TMEM150C). Gene Ontology annotation, cellular component: plasma membrane. The record is from RefSeq and is a predicted model, not a curated record. NCBI's taxonomy places the organism in Eukaryota, Metazoa, Chordata, Lepidosauria, Squamata, Colubridae.
UGCGAGCAUCGGAGGGAGAAGCAGGCGGCCGCUCUUUUGUCUCUGACCCCGGAGAGAGGAGACUGGCCAGGCAGAGCAGGUUGCUCCCCCUCCCCACCCAUUCCACCGCACCGCUUCCUCGUGGCUUCUUCUCGCCGUGGGCCAAGGUGGUCCUUGGGCUUGCUGAGAUCGCCGCGCCCCUUCUUCUUCUUCCUCUUCUUCCUCCUCCUCGCGGGCCGAUCGCGGAUCCUCGGCAGGCUGAGAGCGAAGUGUGACUUUCCACAAAGCGUCAUAUAUGCUGAAGCUCUUGGACGUUAGAAGGCAUUAAAGGGACAAAUCUGCAUGACCUAAUGAUAUUUGGUGUAGUGAUUAAAGUGCUGGCCUAACAACCAGGAGACGGUUUAAUUCCAUUCUUGCACACUGAGACAAGCAGCAGUGCAAUUGGUGCACCAGCUUUCCAGACUGCCUCGGGAUGGCCCACCUUGAACAAAAGCAGACGGCAGAGAGCCCUAAAAUUGCCACUGAAAUCACAAAGGAUAAGUUGAUGCCAUCACGGCCUCAGCCAAACAGAAGGUCCAGUCGAUCCUUUCCAUGCAUGGAUGGGAAGAAAUUCAGUGUAUGGAUGUUCUUACCGCUUGUCUUGACGUUGUUUACCUCAUCAGGACUGUGGAUUGUAUAUUUUAUAGCAGUAGAAGACAACAAAAUUCGUCCACUAGAUGUGCCAGACAGGUGUGAUUACUUUCCUUUUGUGUCCCGCAGCAAACCAACUUCUUUAAAGCCGCCAUAUAUAAGUAUUGCAGGUGAUGUCCCUCCUGCUAGCUGUGUAUUUAGCCAAGUCAUGAACAUGGCAGCAUUCCUAGCACUGGUCAUAGCUGUCCUCCGCUUCAUUCAGCUAAAGCCAAAGGUUUUGACUCCAUGGCUCAAUGUCAGUGGCUUGGUGGCCUUUUGCUUGGCUUCUUUUGGAAUGACCCUUCUGGGCAACUUCCAGCUUUCCAAUGAUGAAGAAAUACAUAACGUUGGCACCUUUUUGGCCUUUGGUUUCGGCACUAUGGCCUGUUGGAUUCAGUCCGCACUAACCCUCAAAAUAAACUUGAAGAACGAAGGUAGAAAAGCUGGAAUCCCACGAGUGAUUUUGUCAGCAGCAAUAACACUCUGCCUAGUCCUUUAUUUCAUUUUGAUGAAUGAGUUUAAGUUGCACAUGCAUGCGUCACGGAUCCAGUGGGGAAUGGUGAUGUGCUUCCUAUGUUUCUUCGGCUCCUUCGCGGUGGAAUUCAGACACUACCGGUUCGAGAUCAUUUGCUCCGAGUACCAAGAGAAUUUCCUCAGCUUCUCUGAAAGCCUCUCUGAAGCCUCCGAGUAUCAAACAGAUCAGGUGUAACCCAACUCCCAACUGACCAGGUGGAUGAUGUUUGAUGUCCAAGGAUUGAACUCACGGCCCCUUUCAUUUACCGUGUUUUAAAUUUUGGGUUUUUUUGCUAAUUUAUCUCUGCAAUCGCCCAAACUUUCUUCUGAAGAAAGAAUAAGAUGCCUCUUUGCAUGGAUUCACAAAAUGUUUUCAACUGAAUCGCUUUCGGUUUGAGCACGAACACCCUGCGUCAAAAUUCUGUGGAGAUUCUGUCACCCAGAUCAUGGUUGUCCCAAAUGGGCUUUGUUUUUCCUUGAAGACGUUUCGCUUCUCAUCCAAGAAGCUUCUUCCGUUCUGACUUCAGUUCAUUUCAGUUCUUCAGUCAGAACGGAAGAAGCUUCUUGGAUGAGAAGUGAAACGUCUUCAAGGAAUAAAAAAUCCAGUUGUUUUUUUUGGGGGGAAAAAGAGCACCUUUUCUCAAAUGAUCCUCCCUCAAAUGCAAAAUGGCUGUUUCAAGCGCAAAGCGGGAAACUUCCUGCACAUUUUCUGGGCUCAAGGCGGAGCAUUGCUGGCACAUUUUCCUCUAUGUUCAAAACAGCCCACUUCUCGCUUAGAAUAGUUGUCACACUUUUAGGACAGGGUGCUUGGUCCUCGAAAGGGCUCAGUUUGAAACAUUUUGUCUACACUACCUCUUUGCUCCUUUUUUUUUUUUUGGUUGCUUAAGACAUUUUAUAACACGGUAGGAGAUGUUGGGUUUAGGUUUGUUCCCCAUAGUUCUCUCGUGACUGGCUGGCAGAACUUAAUUUUGCAUUAUAUCGUUAUGUUACGCAAAAAGAGGUAGAGAACUAUGAAUGACUGCUAUCCAUACGUACAGUAUAUGCAGCUGCACCUUGAGUGACUAUAAAAAGUGGCGAGGGUCAUGUUACCUGCAAUAAGCUUUAGACCAGGAUCAUGCAGCAACCAUGGUCUGUGGACCUAUCAUAAGGGCAUCCACUGGGUGGAGGAGGUGUAUCCAGAUUUACAAAACCAAGUGUCAAGUUGCAAUGCAAGCUGCAUCUGGUGUCUAUGCAUACAACAUACAGAAGAGAGGCUACGAUUGUGACAGGGUUAUGAUUGUGAUACCACGGCUAGUAUCUUACAGAUCAUUUGUGUAUAAGCUUUACUAUAACCUGUACAUUUGGCCGUGGAAUCUACAGUUCCCAUGGCUAUUAUUUGUGGAGGUUUGCAAACCAGUUUCCCGUGUUACUGAGUUUCUGGGGUCAGUUGUCUGCUGAAGUGCACUGUUCUCUUUCCCUCCUGUUUUCUGCAUUUCAGAUUCUUUGAAAGGAACUGCCAAUUUUACUGCAGCCUGAUCCAUUAUAGUGUGUGAGCAGAUGGUGCUUGAUCUCACAAAAACCAGGGCUUGGAUUGUCAGCCUACUUGCCUUCCCAUAUUCUGGUGCUUUUGCCACCCUUUAUACUGAAAACAGGUUCACUUCUCACUGACUUGGAGAACAAGAACACAAAGAAACAGGAACAUUUUUAUGCGGCUUCCCUCUGGGGCCCAGUGAAUGGAUGAAUGAUGGGCUUGUUAGGAUUGGGAUAGGAUAGGAUUGUUUCUGAGCCUUUAAUAUUUGCAUCGAGGCAGGAAUCUCAAGGGCCUGUCCUGCAAAAUCCUCUUUCUAAAUUUUUCCAAGUUGCAUAUGAGUUUUCUUUUCCCCUAUAUAUGGCCUGUAUAUUUACAUCCAUCUUUUUUUCAGAGAUUGGAAGAUGUUUCUAUGCUGGAAUUUUAAGACUAGUUACGCCAAUGUGAAGCUGUGGGUUAGAACUGUUACUUAAGGAGAAAAGUGUAACGUGGUUUGAAGCGGCAAAAAAACAAGAUCAGAAGAUGUUGGAACGUUAACCAAGUAGCAAUAACAAGGAGCUUGUAAAGGGGCAAUUGAAAAGUUGCUAAUUUGCCAUAUGGAAUAAUCAUAUAACUACACUUGAAGGUAUAGAUUUUUGGGAUGAAAUGGUUUGCCACACAAUCCUAUCUACUUUUACAUCAGAGUUAAUUCUCGCUGAACAGAAAUGAGGGGGAGGUAGGGAGCUUGGAACAUAAAUUGGAUUAAGUCCAAAAUAUUAAAUUUCAAGAAUGGGGCCAGAAUCUCGAUGUGAGAUAGUGAAUGCUUGAAAUAGGAGUCAGAAAAUAUUUAACAGAGAGAGCAGUGAAUUGGGUGAAAAGCUUAAGUUUAAUAAUUAGAAAUAGGAGACCUGUCAAAGUGAUAAUGGUUUUCAAUGUAGGACAUAAACGCACACAGAAUUGUAAAAUACACAAGUGUUUCUAUAUUAGAGGGGUUGAUGAGAGACGCUUUAAGUCAGGUGUAGAUAGCUAAAUGCUGUUCAGAUGUUUUGGAACUCAUUUCUCAUCAGCUCCGGACAGGAUGGCCAAUGGCAAGAUUAUGUUACAAACAUCUGGUGGGUAACAGGUUCCUUUCCCCAGCUGUAGAGGAAUCCAAAACAGCUGUGCUUCUCGAGUUACGAAAAGGUUGGAAACAUAAAGAAAUCCGCCAACAAGCAGCUAAAUGGGUUUCUGUUAAAAUGUGUUUUACUGUAAAUAAUUCAUUGUGAACUUUUUUUUUAAUGUUUAUGUUGUAUCAUUUAUAUUUUGUAUUUUUUUUCCUGAAAGGGAGGGGAAAAAUUGUUUUGUGAACAUUUCCUCUCUCUCUCCAUCGAAUAUGCAACCCAACUUUUUUUCACAAUAGUGUAAAUACCUUUUAAGUAUUUCUUAUGGCACAUUUUUCAAUAUGUUUGAGCAAAGACUUCAUAACUGUAUACUGACACGUGACCACUAAAUAAAUUUCUUUUAUGGAAA